Bombina bombina (fire-bellied toad) is the source of this 2348-nucleotide messenger RNA. It is a transcript of the gene LRCH2, whose product is annotated as leucine rich repeats and calponin homology domain containing 2. Gene Ontology annotation, molecular function: protein binding. The record is from RefSeq and is a predicted model, not a curated record. The transcript has 21 exons. Lineage: Eukaryota; Metazoa; Chordata; Amphibia; Anura; Bombinatoridae. The coding region runs from base 15 to 2240 and encodes 741 amino acids.
UUAUCUAUGUAAAGAUGGCGGCCAGUCAGACAGUGGGUUCUACGGGGGGCUGCGGUGAACCUGAGGGGGGAGGGCCAGCUUCGAUUUCUCUGCACCCCUGUUUCCCUAAUGGCCCUCCCUGGGCCCUCGGUCCUGUCCUUCAGCACACUGGGCGCAGCCUGGAAAGAGCUCUGGAGGAGGCGGAGAGCUCGGGCAUCCUCAACCUGAAUGGGAGAAGACUAAGGAUCUUCCCAGAGAGCGGCCUGGAUCUGACAGACACCACCAGGGCAGAUCUCUCAAAAAACAGAUUUGUGGAGAUUCCACCAGAAGUUUGUAUGUUUGCACCGCUUGAAACCUUAAAUUUAUAUCAUAACUGCAUUAAGUGCAUUCCUGAAUCUAUUAAAAAUCUUCAAAUGUUAACUUACUUAAAUAUCAGUCGAAAUCUCUUAUCAACCUUGCCAAAAUACCUGUUUGACUUACCGCUGAAAGUUUUGGUCGUUAGCAAUAACAAAUUGGUUUCCAUUCCAGAAGAGGUUGGGAAAUUGAAAGAUUUAAUGGAGCUAGAUGUCAGCUGUAAUGAAAUACAAGUUCUUCCUCCACAAAUGGGUAAACUGCACUCACUAAGAGAACUGAACCUUAGACGAAAUAACCUCCAGGUUUUGCCAGAUGAACUAUCAUCCCUCCCUUUGGUUAAGCUGGAUUUUUCAUGUAAUAAAAUUACUGAAAUUCCUGUAAAUUACAGAAAACUCCAUCAUCUAGAAUUAAUAAUUUUGGAUAAUAAUCCUAUGCAGAUACCUCCAGCACAGAUUUGCCUGAAGGGAAAAGUGCACAUAUUUAAGUAUUUAAACAUUCAAGAUUGUUGCAGAAUAGAAAAGAAACCAGACUCUCUGGACUUGCCUUCUUUAGUAAAGAGAAUUACUUGCCAGCCGCUCACAGACAGCAUAGAGGACUUCUAUCCGAAUAAAAACCAUGGCCCUGACUCUGGGAUUGGUAGUGACAAUGGAGAUAAGCGCUUGUCAACUACUGAACCAUCAGAUGAUGAUACAGUAAGCCUUCAUUCUCAGGUAUCAGAAUCUACGAGAGACCCGGCACUGAAACAUGACAAUCACUUAAUAGGAAGCAAACCUGAUUCCCAUAAAGGCACUGAACAGGAACUUUAUGACUAUGAUCCCAGUGGAGAAGAUGCUGCUCUCUCAGAUCAAGGAGAUGUACAGCUUAGUGGCCCUUUUGUCUCUUAUAUUAAGGAACGGGGAAAGCUAAGUGAUAAAUCAGAGAAAGUAGAAGAAAAUGAAGAUUAUGAAGAAGAGAGGAGACUUCAGAAGGAACAAUUACUGGUUGAAGAGGAGGAAGAGGAUGAGUUAAAGGAAGUUACAGAUUUGAGGAAGAUUGCGGCACAACUACUCCAGCAAGAAAAGCACAACAGACGGAGGCCAUUAAGUUAUAGGACUUCAUUCAGUGAAAAGCUCUUCCAGAGGACAAGAGCAGCAGGACGUGCAUCAAGUGUUCCUUCAGGUGAUAAAUCACAGGUGUCAUCAUGUAAAUGGCAGGGAAUAGAAAAAGAUAGAGCUGACGAGCAAAGCUGGCCAGAAGCAGAGUCUGCAAUCUGGCAGACAGAGGAAAGGCGGAGGUCCAAGCAAACUAGGAAAGAGUAUUUCAAGUACAAAUCUUCCCGAAAGUGUUCAAGUGGAAAUGAGAAUGAUGAGCACAACAGUGAUAGUGCAAAUGUGUCACCGUCAUCUCCUGUGUCAUCUGAGGACUGUGAAAGAUCACACAGCAAUUCUCCCACUCCCUUUGGAUUGAAGCCUAGGUCAGCUUUCAGUCGCUCAUCUCGGCAAGAUUAUGGAGUGGCGGAUCCAGGAUUUACAAUGAGAAGGAAAAUGGAGCAUUUACGAGAAGAGAGAGAACAAAUAAAACAGCUACGUAAUAAUCUUGAAACCAGACUUAAAGUUAUUUUACCGGAAGAUAUUGGUGCAGCAUUAAUGGAUGGUGUGGUUUUAUGUCAUCUUGCCAAUCAUAUACGGCCUCGCUCUGUUGGCAGCAUCCAUGUUCCUUCACCAGCUGUGCCUAAACUUAGUAUGGCAAAAUGCAGACGAAAUGUUGAAAACUUCCUUGAUGCCUGUAAAAAACUUGGUGUUCCACAGGACAGACUCUGCCUGCCUCAUCAUAUUCUAGAAGAGAGAGGAUUGGUUAAAGUUGGUGUCACUGUACAGGCCCUGCUUGAACUUCCUUUACUGAAGGUGUCACAGCUUUCUUCCUUCUGACAUGGAAUGGAGACUUAAAAGUUGAUUUUACAUUGUGUUCUCAAGCCUCAGAUGUAAAAUCAUGUAAUUUGUAGCUGACCAUUAUAAAACAAUGGAAGUGAAAAAUAA